Sinocyclocheilus anshuiensis is the source of this 4760-nucleotide messenger RNA. Its product is annotated as trinucleotide repeat-containing gene 6C protein-like. The record is from RefSeq and is a predicted model, not a curated record. Gene Ontology annotation, molecular function: protein binding. The transcript is spliced from 19 exons. NCBI's taxonomy places the organism in Eukaryota, Metazoa, Chordata, Actinopteri, Cypriniformes, Cyprinidae. Gene Ontology annotation, cellular component: P-body; nucleoplasm. Gene Ontology annotation, biological process: positive regulation of nuclear-transcribed mRNA poly(A) tail shortening; miRNA-mediated post-transcriptional gene silencing. Bases 18 to 4760 code for a protein of 1580 amino acids.
UACUGUAUAAAGCAAGCAUGUAUGUAACCAACCUUGGCACAAAACACGUCACACGAGAGGAGAACCAUUUGAUGGAAGAAAAGAAAAAGAAAAAGCAAGAGGAAAAGAAAAAGAAGGAAGCUGCUCAGAAAAAGGCUGCUGAACAGAAAACCAAAGAGCUGCCCCCACAGAGUGGCCUGGCAGCCCAGUAUGAGAAUAUAUCCCCCAAUCGCAGUGCCACUACAGCCUCUACCAAUAGCUGCAGCAGCUGGGAUCCACUGAUUAUUGACGAGUGCGAUACGGAGGCGUGGCCUUCCAUUUCAUGCAAAGAAAGCCACACCCCUGCAGGAUGCCCCUUGGACACUGAAAGUAUCAGUGACAUCAGCAGCAUGAGCAUGGCCACAGGAGCUGGCCAGCAAGGCCAUUUCUCCACCAAUCACCCCAGCAAAGUCAAUGCCAGCCACUCAGGAGGUCUACUCUCUAGUCAGGGUGGGGCCAGCAGAGGCUGGGGCUCUGGCCCAUCUCCUGCCAGUGGAGGAGAAGGGAAGAAUGAAGUCUCCAGCCCAUCAGUGGGAGCCAGGGGUUGGGGCUCCUCCAACUUUAACUUGAACUUAAACCCCAACGCCAACCCCUCUGCCUGGCCAGUUCUAGGACAUGAAGGGGCCAGCAUAGGUGGCGGCAGCUCUGGAGGAAGCAACCUUCCUCCUCCUAAUAUCUGUAGCCCACCGGGCACUCUGCCCAGUCAGGGCCCUAGCAGCAGUGGCAGUAUAGGUGGUGCCAAUGGAAAUUCUGCAGGUAAUGGUGGCAGUGGCAAUAGCAGCACCACAUGGGGUAGCAUUGUGCCCAGUGACUCCUCAGAGCCACACUCCACCCCAUCCACGAAUGUGUCUUUCAGCUCCGAACCGCAGAACCUUAACACUGAUGGACCAAAUCACACUAAGCAAGAGCCCAGAAGCCCUGGCCACAGCCUGCCUAACUGGGGGGUUGGCCCUGCAGGCAAGGGCUCAUUUGUUCAAAAUCCAGGAGGAGCCUCACAGGUCAAUGGGGAUGAAGAACCUGUUUGGGGUAAUGGCGAUGCCAAGUCUGGUAGUGGCUCAAAAGACUCUGGUUGGGACUCAGGGAGCAGCUGGGGACAAGGAGGGGCCUCAGGCACUUCUGGCUGGGGACAAGCUGCCUCAACUGGAGACUGGGGUAAGCAGUCCAACAGUGAGCCCAAAGGAUGGGAUUCUUCAAGCUCUCCCACCCAAGAGCAGCAGCUCAAUUCUUGGGUCCGUGGGGCCAAAGCCCCAGCCAGUGAGGGAAGCAGUGACAGUAUGGAAUGCCAUCCUCGUAGGAGGGUCUGUUCAUCAAGAGAUGAGGCUUCCCCUAUUCUGCCUGCCCAGGAUAUGGACCCUCGGGUUCUGUGUAACACAGGCUGGGGACAAACACCAGUGCGUCAGCACAGUGCUUGGGAGACCAAAGAAGCUGCACGCGCCAACUGUAAGAAUGACAUUGGAACUGAAUCCUGGGGCUCUUCCUCAAAUGCAGCCAAUGUAGGACCAACACCAACAUCUGGCAGUGCCAACCCCAACUCUGGCACUACAUCCAGACCAGACUCUGGGGGCAAGAAUGAGGGCCCAUGCCCCAGUACUGGAGCUGGACCUGGAUGGGGCACAGCCAUGCCGUCACCCCAGGCUAGCUCUGGUUGGGCAGAUCCUACCAGCAACAAGAAACCUUCCAGUGGUCCUGGAAGUUGGGGCAGUACCCAAGCUGGAGGUCCAGGUGGCAACCUGCAGAAAAGUGGUCAGACUUGGGGCUCAGAGGAGAAGUCUCCUACCUGGGAAGACAGUCAUGCUAAAGCCAAACCACAGGCCUGGCCUGAGGGGCCCAACCCUUCUCGUGGAUGGAGCAAUGGACCUGGUGGAGAAAGCGGGUCUGGAGGAGAAUGGGGUGAACCUGGAGAUGGAAAGAAAAAUGGUCCCUCCAGCUCGACCUGGGAUGGAGAGGGUACUGGCUGGAAUGAGGGCUCCAGAGGAUGGGGCAAGCCUGCCCCGGGCGUAGGAGGAAACUGGGGAGAUGCACAACACCCCAGUAUGCCAUCACAAGGAUGGAAUAACAAGCCUCAGGAGGGCACCAAUGGCAAUAGUGGCAGUGGAAGCAUGGGCUCUUGGGGAGGUCCUAGCUCUGUAAAGCAGAGUGGCUCUGGAUGGGGAGGAGGAAAUGGUGGAGGUGUUAAACCUGACAAUACUGGAGAGCCCACUGGAUGGGAGGAGCCCUCUCCACACUCCAUCCGCCGUAAAAUGGAGAUUGAUGACGGUACCUCAGCUUGGGGUGACCCAAGCAGUUACAAGAAGACAGUCAAUCUCUGGGACAGGAAUAACCCUGGGAUGCAAAGCAAACCAGGAUCUGGCAAUGCCAACAAUGUACCCAACAACCAUCAUCAUCAUCCCCACCAUAACCAGCCUCCCAUGCAGACCCACAGUCAUGGAGGGUCAAAUUCAAACAAUAAUCACAUUUCUCCUGAUAACACUGGCCCACAUCCAACAGGACCACCUCACAGUAGAACAACCCUCAUGAAUCCAGGAUGGGGCGAGAUGACAAAUGUCCAUUCAAAACCUGAACCCUCAUGGGUAGAGCCAGCCACCCUUGCAGCAAGUCUGGACAAUGGCACUUCAGCAUGGGGUAAACCCCCAGGCGGCUGGGGUGAUAAUGGCCCUGAGGUCUAUGGUCGAGGCAACGGACCUCCUGGAUCUGCCCCCUGCAAACCUGGCCCAAAAUCUAUGCAAGAUGGCUGGGGUGGUGGAGAGGACAUGGGCCUGUCUGCAGGGCAGUGGGAGCAGGAUGAGGGUGACAUGUGGAAUAGCACUGCAUCUCAAGAGAGCAACUCCUCCUGCAGCUCCUGGGGUAACCCACCCAAAAAGGGCCCACCAAAGGGAAAAGUCCCAAACAAACAGGAUGAUACUUGGAUAAUGAAUCGUCUUAUCAAGCAGCUGACUGACAUGGGCUUCCCUAGAGACCCUGCAGAAGAGGCUCUCAAGAGCAACAACAUGAACUUGGAUCAGGCCAUGAGUGCCCUGUUGGAGAAGAAGACCGAACUAGAUAAACGGGGGAUGGGAAUCUCUGACUAUAACAAUGGCCUAGUCAAUAAACCAAUGGGCUGCAGGCCUUCAGUCAUCUCCAAAGAAUCCUCCUCAGAUCGUCCCCCCUUCUUGGACAAGGAUGCUGGGCUAGCAGAUGAUGCCCAAACCUCACCGUUUAUGCCUUCUCCGAGCCUGAAGCUCCCAUUGGGUAGUACUGCACUCCCUGGCCAGAGCCUUGGAGUUGCAAUGCAAAACUUGAACAACAGACAGAUGCAGAGUGGAGUGUUUGGUAGUAGCGGAGCAGCACAAGCCCGGGCCCUGCAGCAGCAGCAGCCUCCUCCCCAGCCGUCAGUGCCACCUCUCAACUCGUCCCAGCCUAGUCUACGUGCUCAAGUGCCUCAGUUUUUCAGCCCUCAGGUUCAAGCACAGCUUUUACAGUUUGCAGCAAAAAACAUUGGUCUCAACCCUGCACUUUUAACCUCACCAAUAAACCCUCAGCAUAUGACCCUGUUGAACCAACUUUAUCAGCUGCAACUGGCGUACCAGCGUUUACAAAUUCAGCAGCAGAUGUUGCAGGCACAGCGCAGUGUUUCUGGCCCCAUCCGACAGCAAGAGCAGCAAGUUGCACGUACAAUCAAUAACAUGCAGCAACAGAUCCAGCAGCACCAGCGGCAGCUGGCUCAGGCUCUGCUGAUGAAACAACAGCAGCAGCAGCCACCCACCUCACACCCGGGCCUGCAUCCCAGCGCAGGCAAAUCAGCUCUGGACACAUUUCCAGCCCACCCCCAGGCCUCCAGCCUCUCUGUUUCCGACCUUCAGACCAAAGAGCCGCAGUCUUCUCCAAACUCCUUUUCACCAUACCCUAUUUCUGGAUUGAACCCUAACAUGAAUGUGAACUGCAUGGCAGUGAGUGGCCUGUCCAUUAAGGACUCUCCUCAGCCUCAGUCACGCCUGUCACAGUGGACACACCCAAACUCCAUGGAGAACCUCUCUGGCAGCUCCUCUCCAAUGGAGCCCAACUUCAGCAAACAUGGUGCCAUCUCUGCAGGCCCCAGUCUGGGUCCCCCAAGUAAGCCCACGCUGGAUGACUCCUACAGUCCCUACAAUCUGAUUCCCAGCUCCGAGUCUCCUGCCAGCGCCCUGGCACCUCAUGAUAGCUGGGGUCAGGGAAAGAACACAAAUGACAAGAUCUCCAAUGGGACCAAUGUCAACUGGCCUCCAGAGUUUUGUCCAGGAGUGCCCUGGAAAGGACUGCAGAAUAUUGACCCUGAGACUGACCCCAAUGUGACCCCAGGGAGUGUUCCCAGUGGGCCCACCAUCAAUACCAACAUUCAGGAUGUGAACCGCUACCUGCUAAGAGACAGGAGUGGAGGUUCCACCCUAACUUCCUCACAGGGUGAGGCUCUGCCUCCCUCCAGCGUUUGGCCAGUCACUAGCUCUUUCAGUCUGUCCUCCCAAGAGGCAGCCAGCACAGGGAAGCUGUCUGACAUGAAGUCCACUUGGUCUCCGGGGCCCAUCUCGCACACCCAGGCUUCUCUCUCUCAUGAGCUUUGGAAAGUCCCACAAGGACCCCGGAACACAACAGCUCCUACACGGCCGCCCCCAGGCCUGACCAACACUAAGCCUAAGCCCUCGUCCACGUGGGGCGGAAACACCCUGAGCCUGGUGGCUGGCUGGAGCAGCUCCUACUCUUCAGGUGUGUGCAUAAAAGGUGCAGUUUAA